AUGGUUGGAAGUCUCGACUGUAUGCACUGGCAGUGGAAAAACUGCCCAACCUCAUGGAAAUGGCAUUUCACCGGUUACAAAGGAAAGCCGACAAUCAUCCUGGAGGUGGUUGCAUCAUACGAUACUUGGAUAUGGCACGCCUAUUUUGGACUUUCAAGCUCCCUCAAUGAUAUCAAUGUCCUUGGACAGUCUCUGUUAUUCGACGAAAUCUGUAGAGGUGAGUCACCUCGAGUCAAAUACCAUGUUGGAGAUCGCCAAUAUGGUCAAUGCUACUACCUAGUUGAUGGGAUCUACCCGAAAUGGGGGACUUUUGUGAAAACAAUUAGAAACCCGAUCACGCCACAACAAGCUCAUUUUACAAAGAUGCAGGAGUCAUUCCGAAAAGAUGUGGAGAGAGCAUUUGGAAUACUCCAAGCUCGUUUUGCAAUUGUGAGAGGACCAGCUCGUGGAUGGGACAUGAAAGAUAUCCAGUACAUCAUGAUGACUUGCAUUAUUUUGCAUAACAUGAUUGUUGAAAAUGAGCGCGAUGAAACUGAAGAUAAUCAUGAAGUUGAUCCCGAUGAGGUCCCAACAAGACCAAAGAGAGCAGAAAUAUAUGACCACUACGAAGUAGAUCAUUUGGUUGAGUGUGAUCCUCCUGCACUUGGGGAAUUCAUACAUCGAUACCAACAGGUUAGGUGUCCAUUUGUGCAUAAAAGCCUCCAGGAGGAUUUGGUUAAUCACCUAUGGAAUGAGAAGCAGCAGGCAGAGCAGAACCGCAUAUGA
Molecule: messenger RNA, 765 nt
Organism: Fragaria vesca subsp. vesca
Lineage: Eukaryota; Viridiplantae; Streptophyta; Magnoliopsida; Rosales; Rosaceae
Exons: 1
Coding region: 1-765 (254 amino acids)
Source: RefSeq, a predicted model, not a curated record